Pelobates cultripes (western spadefoot toad) is the source of this 387-nucleotide messenger RNA. NCBI's taxonomy places the organism in Eukaryota, Metazoa, Chordata, Amphibia, Anura, Pelobatidae. The record is from the annotation of a GenBank genome assembly.
AUGGCGGCGGCUCCCGCUCACGCACUCACAGACACAGAUUCGAGGCAAGUAACCGCUGAUGAUCUCUCUGUGUUGGAAAAAGGCCUGGCGGCAAUGCUGCAGGACCUACGCACCUCUAUGAAGACUGACUUCCAAGCUGCGGUCUCUGACAUGCGCAAAGACAUCCACGCAGUGGGGACACGGGUGAAUGCGCUAGAAGAAAAAACUGAUGAGCUUUGCCACAUGAAUGACACCAUAGUGGAGAAAAUACAAAGGGUGGAAGCUGAUAACAAACACCUUAUGGAAAAACUGGCAGAUCUGGAAGACCACUCCCGCCGCAAUAAUAUCCGCGUGCGCGGGGUACCAGAAACAGUGACACAAGAAGAGUUGCCGGCCUACCUACUGUGA